Molecule: messenger RNA, 1599 nt
Organism: Periconia digitata
Lineage: Eukaryota; Fungi; Ascomycota; Dothideomycetes; Pleosporales; Periconiaceae
Source: the annotation of a GenBank genome assembly
CAGGACACUUGGGAUAAUUCGCUCUUUCCCCUCCCACCCCACCGCUGCAUCAUCAUCCAAGUACUUCUGGUUGGUGCCGCUCCGCCGGCUGCUCCCGCCCUUGCUUUUGCCUACGCCCUGCCCUUUUCCUCCCUCCCUCUCCUGCCCAUCUGCCUGCCUGCCGAAUACCUGUUUGCCCCGCCAUCUUCCCCCGAGUGCACCGCAGAGCACAAUAAAAUUCUGUGUGCUCGCUCCCCCCACCACCACCUCCACACCCACCCAUCCGUCAACGAGCGCUUUCUUACCGCAGCCAUGUCCCAACCUCAAGGACAAGGCGAAGCCGAGAAGAACAUCGAGAUCUGGAAAGUCAAGAAGCUCAUCAAGAGUCUCGAGGCGGCCCGCGGAAAUGGCACCAGCAUGAUUUCCCUCAUCAUCCCCCCCAAGGAUCAGGUCUCUCGCGCUGCGAAGAUGUUGGCUGAAGAAUUCGGUACUGCCUCCAACAUCAAGUCCCGUGUCAACCGAUUGUCCGUCCUCUCCGCCAUUACCUCGACCCAGCAGCGCCUGAAGUUGUACUCCAAAGUCCCUCCCAACGGUCUCGUCGUAUACUGUGGUGAAAUCAUCACCGCCGAAGGCAAGCCGCGCAAAAUCAACAUCGACUUCGAGCCUUUCAAGCCCAUCAACACCUCGCUGUACCUAUGCGACAACAAAUUCCACACCGAGGCCCUUAGCGAGCUGCUCGAAUCCGACCAGAAAUUCGGCUUCAUCAUCAUGGACGGAAACGGCGCCCUCUUCGGCACUCUCUCUGGAAAUACCCGCGAUAUCGUCCACAAGUUCUCCGUCGAUCUCCCCAAGAAACACGGCCGUGGUGGUCAGUCCGCAUUGCGUUUCGCUCGUCUUCGAGAGGAGAAGCGUCACAAUUACGUGCGCAAGGUCGCCGAGUUGGCGGUACAGAACUUCAUCACCAACGACAAGGUCAAUGUCGCCGGUCUUAUCCUGGCAGGUUCCGCCGAUUUCAAGAACGAUUUGAACCAGUCCGACAUGUUCGAUGGACGUUUGCAGACCAAAGUUAUCAAAGUUGUCGAUGUUUCUUACGGUGGCGAGAACGGCUUCAACCAGGCUAUUGAACUCUCAUCCGAGACGCUCAGCAAUGUCAAAUUUAUCCAAGAGAAGAAACUCAUCAACAGGUACUUUGAUGAAAUCUCCCAGGAUUCCGGCAAGGUCUGUUAUGGUAUCGACGACACUUUGAAAGCCAUGGAUGCGGGUGCUGCUGAAAUCCUCAUCGUGUAUGAGAACCUGGACAUGACCCGCUGGGUCCUAAAAACAUCCGAAGGUACCGAAACUAUCCUGCACACCACCAAAGCCCAGGAAUCGAACCGCGCUCUCUUCAUGGAUAAAGACUCCGGCCAAGAGAUGGAAAUCAUUGAUCAAAUGUCCUUCCUGGAGUGGUUGGCUGAAAAGUACCGCGACUUUGGUGCACAGCUCGAAUUCGUUUCAGACCGCUCCUCUGAGGGUAAUCAGUUCGUCAAGGGCUUUGGUGGAAUCGGCGCCAUCCUUCGCUACAAGCUCAAUUUCGAGCAACUUGCCGAUUACGAUGACGAAGACGAAUUCUACGAUGAUUGA